AAAUGUUGUAGUGACAUUUUGGUUUUCAUCUCUUUUGCUCUCAGCCACACACAUUGAACUCCCUCAACCACACAGUCCAAUCCCGCCAAACAAACAGUCAUUUUUCCCUCUUAUUUUCAGAUUCUCACCUAAGCUCUUCACUAAAAUUCUAAAAUACUUAUACUCGGCCUCUUCUCUCUCUCAUCUCAGAACUCACUCUCACAGUCACGGUCUCACUCUCUCUCACCCUCUGAAAAAAAAUUCUUCUCACAGUCCUAAGCCAAUCAGUCUCUCUCUCCUCUUAGUUCUCCACCGCAGAGUUAUGUAGCUCUUUCUUUGGGCUGUUUUAAGAGAUUUAGCCUCAUAAAGGACUAAAUCUGAAAGUAUCAAAGACUUCUAGGGAUUUGGAACUGGAAAUUGCAGUCGUGGAAAUUACAAUGUUUACAUCCCAAACGACAUGAAAUGGGCUGAAUAUGCCAAAGUCCACACAAACUUCUAAAAUGCUAACGAACAUAGGAGGCGUUAUAAUCCACUGUGCACCUUCAUCUAUCAUUCAUGUUACGUUUACAUUCAGACAACAGAGGAACAAUUCUAUUUAUAUUGUAUAUUCUUAAUCAUUAAUAUAUAUGGUAAGCCAAAGGGAAAAAAUGAGAACAAGCACCAAUAUUUGGAGAUGGUCUGCUAACUGCAGGCUGUCUUCCAUGUUGAUCUUGUACGUGCUACUGUUGUGUUCCUUUUAUGCAUAUUGCGAUGCUAGAGACACACUGAGGCAAGGAGAGUGGAUUAGCGACAAUGGAGAAACUCUGGUUUCGGCUGGAGGGAGGUUUGAAUUUGGAUUCUUUAGUCCUACUGGAAGCUCUGGCAACAAAAGAUAUGUUGGAAUAUGGUACCACGAGUGGGAUAACCGAACAGUUGUAUGGGUUGCCAACCGAGAUAGCCCAAUUAUCAAUGCCAAUGGAGUUUUCAACGUUACAGAAGAUGCCGAGCUCAAGGUAUUGGAUACGACUGGAAAGGAAUAUUGGUCUGCAGAUAUUAGAGGGUUAACAUAUCCGUGUAGAAACCGAACUUUGACUCUCAAUAAUUCGGGAAACUUGGUGUUCGGUGAUUUUGGACAGCAUGCGAAUCUGUGGGAGAGCUUUAACACUUCAACUCAUACACUUAUUCCAGGCAUGGAUGUGAAUCAAGACUCGAUGUCGUCUUUGAUUUCUUGGAAAGGCUCUGAUGACCCUGGAGAAGGGAGCUUUAGGUUUUAUAUUUCCGGGGCCAUUUACAAAGAUUUUAUAAUUUACUGUAAUCAGUUUAGUUCAGACCAAAUGGAUGCUAAAUUACGAAAUUUUUUAAGGAAUUUUACUGCAAGGAUUGUGAUGGAUUUUAGUGGGAAGUUGCAGUAUUGGAGAUGGGAUGUGAAAGGUAUGAAUUGGUCCUUGAUAAUGGCAGAGCCGGAUAACAAAUGUAAUCUGUAUAACUAUUGCGGAAACUAUGGUGUUUGUAAUCCAGACAAUAACCUGGUGUGCAAAUGUUUGCCGGGGUUCAAGCCCAAUGCACCAGAGAAGUGGCAUUCUGGAGAUUUUUCAAAUGGGUGCUCCAGAAGCUCGGUGUCAUGUGGCGAAAACGAUAUGUUUUUUCCCGUAUACGCAAUGAGUUGGGACGAUACCAACAGUAACUUAAAGCCAGUUUCGGUCAAAGACGAAUCGGCUUGCAAAACGAAGUGUCUUAAAAGGUGCGACUGCAGGGUUUAUUCCUAUGACAAUGACACUAAUACUUGCUAUAUUUUGACGCAAGAUCCAGUUGAUCUUCGAGAGUAUGCCGAAGUUACCAACAGCUAUUCCGUCCAGAGCAUUUCCGUCCGUGUGGCGAUAUCUGAUAUAGAAUCGGCUGUACAAAGUUGUGAGCCUUGCGGCAUAAACAUGAUCCCCUAUCCAUUGAGCACUGGACCAAGUUGUGGUGAUCCGAAUUACUUCAGUUUCAAUUGCAAUACUACCUCAGGCCAGGUUAGUUUCAUUGCACCAAGUGGCACAUAUCGAGUCGCUAGUAUUGAUCCAGAUACACGAAGCUUUUUAAUCCAAGUUAAUGACAGUGGAAAUCUGCGGUUCAGCCAUUCGUUGCCAUUUGAUUUAACUAGUCCAAGAAACUUUAGUUCUGAAAUUUCAACUGAAGUUAUAGAUGAGGUUGAGAUUGUUUGGGAGCCACCACUGGAGCCUAUUUGUAAUUCAUCUGCAAAAUGCAAUGAUUGGUCACAUUCGACUUGCAAAUCCGCAAGAGAUGGAAAGAGGAGGUGUCUUUGCACCUUUAGCUAUCGAUGGGAUGGCGCAAUGUUAAAAUGUAGAAAAGAAAAGUGGGUGAUAUUGCUUCUGAUUAUUGGAAUAACUAGUGUGAGUAUUCUCUGUGCCGUUAGUUCUGUUUACAUAUGGUAUAGAAACAUAGCCAAGAGACAAGAAAAUAGAAAAAUUGAUCAAAGAAAUCGAACACAAAGGAUGUUAGACAGUGAAGAUGUCCAAGCUUUGAUAGACUUAAGUGAGUUCAAAGAAGAAGAUGAAGAAGGCAUAGAUGUUCCUUUUUUUGAUUUGGAAAGCAUACUAAUUGCUACAAAUAACUUCUCAAAUGAAAACAAGCUUGGAGAAGGAGGCUAUGGGCCUGUUUACGAGGGUAAACUUCCAAAUGGUCAAGAAAUUGCAGUAAAGAGGCUUUCAAGUGUCUCAAGUCAAGGUUUACAAGAAUUUAAGAACGAAGUGGUAUUGAUUGCAAGACUUCAACAUCGAAACCUUGUCAAACUCUAUGGAUAUUGCAUAAAAGGGACUGAAAAAAUUUUACUUUAUGAGUACAUGCCGAAUAAAAGUUUAGACUUCUUUAUAUUUGAUCAAAAGCAAAGCAUACUUUUGGAUUGGGAGAUACGUUUCAACAUCAUUUGGGGAAUCGCUCGAGGACUUCUUUAUCUUCACCACGACUCUAGAUUAAGGGUCAUUCAUAGAGAUUUGAAAACCAGUAACAUUCUUCUAGAUCAGAAAAUGAACCCCAAAAUAUCUGAUUUUGGAUUGGCGAGGAUUGUUGGUGGCACACAAACUGAGGCAAACACAACUAAAAUAGUUGGAACAUAUGGCUAUAUCUCCCCAGAGUAUGCAUUAGAAGGAAUUUUUUCUGUCAAAUCUGAUGUUUUCAGUUUUGGAGUAGUUCUACUUGAGAUUAUAAGUGGAAAAAAGAACACAAGUUUUUAUCAGUCAGAACAAGCAAUGAGCCUUCUAGGUUAUGCAUGGAGACUGUGGACAGACAAAAAGGUUUUGGAUUUAAUGGACGAGACCCUACAAGAUACUUGUAUUGCAAAUCAAUUUGUAAAGUGUGUAAAUAUUGGCCUAUUAUGUGUACAAGAGAAUCCAGGUGAUCGCCCUACUAUGAUGAAUGUUAUCAAGAUGUUUGAUAUUGAAACUGUGAACCUUCCAACUCCCAAACGACCAGCCUUUUUCAUAGGGAGAGACCAAUCCAAGGCAACUUCUUCUGAUCAACCAGAAUCAAAUAAUGUAUUAACGAAUACUCUAGACGGACGAUGAUGCAUGGUAAAGAUUCUCAUGAGUCUUGUAUCUCCUAAUUACUCAUGCAAAGUUUUUUGUGCACCCACAAAGGGAAAUAUAAUGUUUUUGUUUG
Messenger RNA from Quercus robur (English oak), 3615 nucleotides. RefSeq names its product G-type lectin S-receptor-like serine/threonine-protein kinase At4g03230. Gene Ontology annotation, molecular function: ATP binding; protein serine/threonine kinase activity. NCBI's taxonomy places the organism in Eukaryota, Viridiplantae, Streptophyta, Magnoliopsida, Fagales, Fagaceae. Bases 606 to 3521 code for a protein of 971 amino acids. The record is from RefSeq and is a predicted model, not a curated record. Gene Ontology annotation, biological process: recognition of pollen; protein phosphorylation. The transcript is spliced from 10 exons.